Molecule: messenger RNA, 1331 nt
Organism: Tigriopus californicus
Lineage: Eukaryota; Metazoa; Arthropoda; Copepoda; Harpacticoida; Harpacticidae
Product: major facilitator superfamily domain-containing protein 3-like
Exons: 1
Coding region: 1-1308 (435 amino acids)
Biological process (GO): transmembrane transport
Cellular component (GO): membrane
Molecular function (GO): transmembrane transporter activity
Source: RefSeq, a predicted model, not a curated record
AUGGCCCUUUUGCGGCCCAAGUGGCUACGGCUGCUCACCCUGGCGUUGCUCUACUUUGUGCAGGGCGCGCCUUACGGCUUCCAGGUGUCGUGUCUACCCAUGAUUCUUCGCCAAUACGGGCUCUCCUUCACCGCCCUGGGAUCCAUGAAACUCCUCUUCCUCCCUUGGGUGUGUAAGCCUGUGUACGCGCCGCUCAUUGAGCGCACCCGCUCCAAAUAUUGGUGGCUCACCCGAUCCAUGCUCGCCCUGGGACUCACGUGCAUUUUGGCGGCUUGGAUCACGGGCCCGGACACCCUGACGUCCAUCUCCAUCCUCAUGUUUGCCUUGAACUUGUUCUCGGCCACCCAAGAUGUGGCCACGGACAGUUUGGCCGUGAAUAUACUGGAACCGGCCGAGUUAGCCGCGGGGAACACGAUCCAAGUGGUAGCUUACAAAGCUGGAUCUGUGUUUGCGGGCGGGUUGUUGCUUUGGGUGGAGGAGUUGACCAGUUGGGCCGGGAUGUUCUACGCCUUCGGGGCCAUCUAUUUUGUGUGCAUUUUCUUGUUGUCUCAGUUCUCGUGGGCGACCGCUCAUCCGUCGAACGCGACAAGUACCGGCGACGAGCGUGCGCCAGGGACCAAUCCGAAUUUACGGACCGUGCUGAGAGACGUUUUGAGUGUGCCCAACACGGGCUUCAUCAUGGGCUUCGUGUGCUUCUACAAGUUGUGCGAGCGAGCCGAGCAGACUUUUUCCCUCUUCAUGAUCGACAAGGGCGUACCCUUGAGUCAGAUCGCAUUCUGGUCGACCAUCAUGCGAACGGGCUCGUUGCUCGGCUCCGUGUAUGGUGGACACAUCCUCACCUUCGACGAUGCCGAGAGUCGACCCCGAGAGAUCAUUUGUAAAUACAGUUUCCUCCGCAGUCUACCCAUCACGCUCCAAUUGAUUCUGAUCCAUCAAUGGGGCGUGGCCCGAGUGCCGUCCGAGUCGGUGUUCCUGUUCUGGAAUUCGGACACGGUCUACAUGUACUUGGGCUUCUUUUGUACCACCAUCACCUUAUUCUGUGCCGGGGUCAUCACCACGGCCACGUUCACGGUCAUGAUGCGGCUCAGCCAGACCGCCCCAGACCCGCUAAAAGGCACGCACUUUACCACACUGGCCACGUGCGAAGUGGGCGGGAAGCUGUUAUUCGCGUCCUUAUCCGGCGGUCUAAUCGAUGCGCUCGGACUCUACCCCGUGUUCAUGAGCUUUGUGAUGUUGGCCUUGGGUUGCGUACCGUUAGCUUGCUAUCUUCCAUCCAAGUUACCCCCCGGGACUAAGAUGAAUCAGUAAAAUAAAGAUAAAAAAUCAUCCGA